GAGGGGGUUGGUCCGGUGGAGAGCAUUGCAGCGGCAGCCACAGCGCUGCUGACUUGGUUCUCCUUCACUUAGACCCGAGAGCAGCCGCGUCCUGUGCGCUCCUGGCGCAGACCCCGUGCGUCAUUCUGUUGUUUUCUUUCCGCCUCGCUUCACUCUUUUCGCGUCAAGAAGCCGGGACCAGGAGCGGCUCGGAGUUCAGCCCGGAUCCGGAGACAGCCGACCCUCCUCGGCCGCCCUGAAGCCUCCGGACCGCCGAGCAGCGGCGCUCCAUGUGCGCCUCGUCGGUCCGACAGCUGAACCCGGAGUUACGCCGAACGGAACCGAGCCGAGAUCUGCUGAUUUAACAGAAAGCAAACAGAUACACGCAGAGGGAGGCUGAGUUAACGCUCCGCAGCAGAACCAGGACCAGAACCAGAACCAGAACCAGAACCGGACCUCAGCCCAGCGCAGACAUGCCGCAGGUGGACAUGAUCCUGUUCUUCAUCCUCAUUAUUGGGAUGUGCGUGUUCGGCCAGGACCCGGCGUCCAAGGUGGUGUCGGACCGCUACGCUGUCUUCUGGAACCGGACCAACCCAAAAUUUUACCGGGGUGAUUACCACAUCGACGUCUGCAUCAACGACUACCUUGACGUCUACUGCCCGCACUACGCAAGCCCGGUGUCGGACGAUCGGGCCGAGCGCUACAUUCUCUACAUGGUGAACUACGACGGCUACAGCUCCUGCGACCACACCGCCAAGGGCUUCAAGCGCUGGGAGUGCAACAGGCCUCUGUCGCCCAACGGGCCGCUCAAGUUCUCCGAGAAGUUCCAGCUCUUCACUCCGUUCUCCUUAGGCUUCGAGUUUCGCCCCGGCAGAGAGUAUUAUUACAUCUCCUCCAUCACCGACGACAGAGGAAGGAAGAACUGCCUUCGGCUCAAGGUCUUCGUCAGGCCCCAAAACAAUUGUGUGAAAAACUCUGGGAGCUCGCAGGAAGGAGUCGAAUUUGACGAAAACAGUCACAACUCACUUGAACCCAGAGAUGGAAUCAAUCACGAGUCGCCGGAACCAGCCAGACAAGACGUGAACGCUGCCGGUCGGCGACAGUUUUCCAUCCUGCUGCUCAGCUCUGCCCUGAUGCUCCUGGCAGCCAUUUUGUCUUUAUAGCGGCCGAGUCGCCUCACCCGGGGAAAGGACUGUCCUGAUUGGACCACAGCUCGCCGCUCUACACCUCCCUCUUUAAGGAGCACUUUUUAAAAAAGAUCAAAUUAAAAAAUCCUAAUCUCUGAGAGGAGAAGAGACUUCAGCAAGUGAAGCCUUUGCUUGUUCUUGUCGACUUUGUGACUCUUCGAGGCGGAAGAGCCUCGCUGUAAUCCACAGUAUGCAGAUACUUCACCGUUAUUUUUAAACGCGUUCCCACACGGGACACCGUCUACACAAACGCGACACUAAUUAGCUCGAGUAGCAAAGAAGCACAGCAGGAUCCUGGGAAAAAAAAAGGUUUACAGACAUCUUUUCUCUCCCGUUUCUUUUCGUUUUUUGGGAACUUGGUGUCACUUCGUUGCGGGAGGAACAAUGGAGGACGCUGCUGCUGUGAUGACUUAACCUUCCUCUCAGGUUAGAAAGGACGCGGACUGUGGAGCCGUUAGAAAAAAUAUUAAGGAAGCACUCAUCUCUUAGUGUUUGGACAAAAUCAAUUUAAUGAUCAAUUAAUGCAUUUCUUUGUUUUUUUUAUUAUUUACCAUGUAAUUGUAGCAGCCAACACGGGUGUACAGUAAAAUAUUUGAACGGAGAGCAGAAGCGAACAAGGAAUUUUUCCAGGCAAAAUGUUAUUUUCCUAUUUAUUGUGAAUUCCUUGUGCUUUUUUUCUGUUCUGGUUUAGUCUGUAAGUACAGUUAGAACGGCAAUAAAAACAAAUACCCGUCACAGGAUGUUAGCUUAUAUCACACUUAGGUUUGGAGGAAAAAGAAAGGAACAAAAAAGCGUUUGUCUGUUUUGGAACGAUCACAUGUGAUGGAGAUAGUUGUUUUUAACAAAAGUCUAGAAAAAGAAGAAGAGUUUGGUGUGCAUCAGGGUGUAGAAAUGGAGUAUUUGUGUUUUGAAUUUGCCACUGGCGAAUGUCACGAUCGUAGUUUUGCUGUUACACUCUUGUUUUCGUGGAUCACUAUUUACACUGCUAUUGUAAAUACAAGCAAAUUUUAAAUUCAGGGAUGUUUCCGUGCCGAACAUGAGAUCAAUAGAAAGAAAAGCUUUUUACGCCAAUCUGGAGGGAAAUUCCCCUUGAUUAAUAUAGAAGUACGGAACUCAGCAAGGGCCAACUGUCAAAAAAAACAAAAAAAAGAUGGAGGUGAGGAAAUAGUUUAAACUAUUGGUAAUUUGCUUAUUUUGCUUUCACAAUCUAAUAUUUUUAAAAUAGUCCCCACAAAAGCACCCAACUUCUCGAAAUGAGUAAAAAAAAGUCUAAUAAAUAAAACAAUACAUAAUUUCUAUAGAAUGGUUCAACAUAUAAUUUGGUUGAAUGAUCUCAGUAGAAAACUCAUGAACGUUAAGAAAUAAAUGUUUUUCUAAAUUGUUGGUGCAACUCUAACAAAAAUAAUGUGAGAAAUUCACUUUGUAAAAGGAUUAUGGUACCUAGUUAGUGCCAAGAGUAAAAAUUAAAGUCAUAGUAAGAUCCCAGUAAGCUGUUUAAAUAUUUUCACUUAUGGAUUUUCUAUUUUUAUUUUCCCUCUACCAACAAAAAUAUUGAUGUUUCACGAAUUAAAAGUUUAAUAUCUUUAAAAUAAAUCACAUAUACACUCCUUUCCACAAUUAUUAGCAACACUAGUAGAGAGUUGAAACAGUAUGUUUUUGAAAUUAACCUAUUUUUGCACUAGCACAACUUCAGCUUGAACAUUUCUGAAACCUCAAGCUUUUCAUUUUGGCACAUUUUUGAGUCUUGGAGAAAAUAAUCAAUGUUAAUGUUUUUGUAAUAUAAAUAAGUGCUGGAACAGGUUUUGGCAUUCUUCAUUUUUCUGACAAACAAUUUCUGGAAAAUUCCCUUAAGCAAGUUAAAAAAUAUGGAACUCAGUUAGUGCCAGAUGUUGAAGUGAUUUUAAAAGUGGGGAAACUCAGAUCAGUUCUUGAGCAGAUUGCUUUAGUAAGCAGUUUUUUACGGAUUUACUUAAUUUCACUUUAUUUUUUUAUCUAAAAAAAUAUGUUCACUGAGGUUUAAAAGUUUAAUAGAUUUUUGCCUUGAAUGGCCCUAUAUUUUAAAUAAACCACACAUCCAAACACUGAAAUAAUUGGCUCUUCUGGUAAAGAUGCAUGAAAAAUAAAUUAAUUGUAUUUAUUGCAUCAUAAUAAUCUGAUACUAAAUAGAAAUUUCAGAAAAAUAGAUUGGAGUGAAAAUCUUUAGUUGGGAUUUUUAAAAAUUAUUUGCAAAAUAAAUAAGUAAAUCUAAAUAACUGGAGCCAAAUAAUUAUUAUUACCUUUAAUUAUUAAAAUUAUUGAAUGAAUGAAAUGUUACCUGAUUUCCAAAACCAUAAAUGUCUUUACUGAUGGAUUUUCUAUGUUGUUAUUUUUAGUGUAGAGAGCGAUUCAUACACUGCAAAAACAUAAAAUCUUAAUUCUGGUCUAGUUUCUAGCAUAUUUGAGAUAAAACAAAACUAACUUACAAGAAACUUUUCAGCAAGAUAUGAGAUUACUUAAGUAAAAAAAUCCUUAAUAUUGAUGAAACAGUUCUAGUUCUAUUAGCAGAUAAUUUCACUUAUAACAACCCAUUUUCCAUGUUACUGGAUCAAAAUUACUUGGUAAGAUUUUGUGUUUUUGCAGUGUAUGUUAAUAUCUUCAAAAUAUACUUCCCACAAAUAUUGGCACCCCCAACAAAAAUAUUGUUUUAUUUUUACAUCUGGCACAACCUGGGCUCCAUACUGGGUGAGAUUUAUCAGUGAAACGGCGAAAACAAUUUACAGCGCAGGCAGCAGCGUUGCGCAUCGGGUUGCCGGCUGAGCGAUUCGGUUUCUGUCUUUGAUCCUGGGUAAAGUGUCGUCUGAACAGAAAAUACACCAUGUACCCCCGCGUAGCGGUUAUUUCUGGAAUGAAAAAUUGACCCCCAGAGAAGAAGGAAAACACAGAGUGUGGUCGACGCAAUCCGAGCCUCGACCCGAGAGGGAAAGUGAGGCAGUGAAAGACGCGUGGAGAUGGUUUCACUGCUUCGCUCCAUUCAUAUCCAGUCAGCUGGAGAAGCACAAGCGUCGAGUUAACUGCUUUCUCCAGUGUUAAAGUACAAAAAUGAUCAGGAUUUACAUUGAAAAUCAAAUAAUCAAAAUGUAAUUAGUCACUGGGAAGUUUUGAUUAAGAUUAGCAUAUGUUUUAAUUAACACAUUUUAAGGAGAUAAUUUUGUUUUUGAAUUAAGUGUGAAUUUUUUUAAACUUUGCAUUAAAAAAAUACAAUUUAACUUUUCAAGAUCAUGUUUUAAAAUGAUUAAAAGAGAAGCUUUAAUUAAAAAAAUAAUAAUUAAGAUGUCAGAAUAAUUUUUACGAGAAUGUAAUUAUGUACCAUAUAAGUGUAAGAUAUGUAAUAAUUACAAGUCUUGUUAGAAUUAUAACAUUUUUCAAUGCUUACAAACUUUUACAAAAUAGCAAAAUAAACUUUUUUUAUCCUAAUUUUAAGUGAAAAUUGUUUCUAUAAAAGUUUUGAGAAAUGUCCUUUGUGAAAGUUCAGUUUUUCUAUUAUUUAGAAAAUCAGAGAAAUUCCCAUUGAGGAGUCAAGCUAACGUCUAAACUUUAAUUUUUCACUUUUGUCAAAGUAAAAAAUGGUUUUCAUUUUCUGUUUCAUAAUCACUUAAUCUUGCUAUGUAUAUUUCUUUUUUUAAAAGUAGAAACACAAAUUGCUCUAAGUUUGUGAUCCGAUAAAUAUAUUCAUUAGUUUUCAUUUAGCUCUACUAGCUAAACUGGUUACUUAAAUUGAGUGUAGCUAUAAACUAAACUGUCGCUAGCUGUAAGCUAACUGUUAGCUUGAGUAUAUAUAUGCUUGGCUAGUUGCUAAGCUGAAUAGCUUUUAUUUAGACUCCUAGUAAUUAUCAACUUGACUUUAAAAACUAUUAAUUUGACACUCAGUGAUUUACUUAGAUUAGUUAGCUAAACUGAUUUUAGCUUAACUUUGAUUUGCUAAUAGCUUGAUGUUGACUAGCUAGAGCAGCAAUAAGGUCGGCAUUAAGUAGCUGUUAGCAUAAUUUUUACUAGCCCCAUCAAGCGUAUUAGCACUACUCUAAGUAGUUGUUAGCUAGAUUCUGAUGGCUAUUAGCCCAAACCUGAGUAGCUUUUAGCCUGAUUAGAUCAGAACUUGACUACCCCAAUUUGAUUUGCUAUUAGCUUGAUGCUGACAAGCAAGCGCAGCAAUUAGCUUGACUUUAUGUAGCUGCUAGCUAUAUUUUUAGCUAGCUCCUAUCAAAAUACGCUAUUAGCUCAACUCUAAGUAGCUUUUAGCUAGACUUUGAUGACUGUUAGCUCAACUCUGAGUAGCUUAGAGCCUGAUUGUGUCUUAGCUUGACAACCUCAAUGAGAAUUUCUCCUUGAUUCUCUUAUCUGAAAUAACAUUUACCAGCUUUCUAGUCCAAAGACAACAACAGUUCAACACAAACCCAUUUUAGAAACAUUUACAUUUAAUUUAUAUCUAUAAUUUUUGACCGAAUACUCAAACUGUUUAUCAAAGGGAAAAAUUUUCCAAUUCCCACCCGGAGGAACACUACUGCUCCAAAACUCAAACUUUUCAUAAAACCCUGCCUUCUUUUUUUAAAACUAGUAAAUCAAAACAUUCAUAAUGUUUGGUAAACUGAAACUGAUGAGUAAAACCGCUGGAGUUCCAAUUUAAAAUGUAAUUCAAGAUCUCUUUACUAAUACCCUUCAGCGAACGACAUUUGGAGCUGAUUUUGUUUGUUUUAACUGGGUAGAAUUAUCGCCUUCAUCCGUCAGCGACCUGAUUCUGGAUUUUUUUUUUCUCUUCCUCACAUAGUUGGCAAAGUUGUGUUACUGUUUGGACUCAAUUUAAACCCAAGGGGUGAAACUAGACCACUGUGGUAUUCACUUGAAAAGACGAAACAUAAUCAUUUAAUUCAUAAACUGAUGUCACGAUGCUUCAAAAACAAAAAUGGAGUCAAGGAGGUGAAAUAGUUGAGUGACUUUUUCUGUCGAGACUUAACAUUAUAGAUAUAUCUCGGGUCAAUGAUCGCCUCCAGUGACAAAUACCAGUUGGAUCUUUUCCUGGAUACUGUGUAUCCCAACGGUUAGUCUGUCGUAACCCACUCUGUAUCUUUCAGCACCUCUUUUUAAGGACGACUCAGUCGACGCAUUAACAAUAUGAACAAGUUUGAUACCGAACCUGCCGACUUUCAUUUUGUAUGUCUUUUAUAUAAAACAAGAAAAACAAACAGCCUCGUAUCUGUAGAUAUGUUUGUCCAAAUAGCUGAUGCUCGUCCGCGUCAGACAUGCAGUAUGGUGGCGUUGCAAUCAUUGAUCGCAGAACGCCGAGCGAAAAGUAGCUGGAUCUGUCCAACUGUUUCUGUUUUAUCUUCACAUUCACAGGGCCAUUCCUAGAAAAAUAAAGUUACAAGAGUAAAGUUGGAGUAUUACAAGAAUAGUCAUCAUAUUACCAGAAGAACGUCAAUUUUUUGUGAUACUGCAACUUUAUCCUUGUGUUAUUUUGAUUUUAUUCUCGUAUGACUGUAUUCUCUUAAAAUUAUGACUUUAUUCUCGUAAUCGUGUUUUUUUAAUUUUCUGUGCAUGGCCCUAACAAGGUUUAUAAGUCAAUUAAUGGGUUGGAUUUCAUUGGUUUCUGCAUCAAAAACAUGUUUUAUUAUGAAAAUCUGCAACAUGGAAGGUGAAAAACGUUUUCUGAUGGACUUCUUCUUCUCUGUCACCUGAUUUAGGUACCUUGUAGCUUCGACCACCUCCUCCUUGUUGUUCAUUAUCUGUUCUUCUUUAUCUAAUUAUCUGAUGUGUGUUUUUGUCAGUGGGAACAUUUUUGCUACCACAGAAAGACGUGGCUGUGGCACAGAACCGCACACUUGUUUUAACGUUGUAGUGACUGAACCUUGUGCCUAAACGAGCCCCGUCUAAAAACCCCUCUAAUGUUUCCCCUGUUCCGUCUCUUACCAGACUUUUCUACAGAAACGCCAUGUCUUUGUAAAUACACGUGUCGGAGCAGCUAUGACUAACUGAAAGAAACAAAAAAAAGGUUUAAUAAAUACUUCUUUGUGGUUGUAA
This is a messenger RNA of Xiphophorus couchianus (Monterrey platyfish), 7217 nucleotides long. Its product is annotated as ephrin-A5b-like. The record is from RefSeq and is a predicted model, not a curated record. Lineage: Eukaryota; Metazoa; Chordata; Actinopteri; Cyprinodontiformes; Poeciliidae. Gene Ontology annotation, biological process: regulation of actin cytoskeleton organization; regulation of cell-cell adhesion; ephrin receptor signaling pathway. Gene Ontology annotation, cellular component: external side of plasma membrane; plasma membrane. The transcript is spliced from 5 exons. Bases 453 to 1142 code for a protein of 229 amino acids. Gene Ontology annotation, molecular function: ephrin receptor binding.